UCACCCCAUCAACAAAUGGAAUGUUGAGUUUGUCCAUGAAGGUCGACUUCACCAAGUGCGUCUUGGCCGACUUUUCUGCAUCUAAAGCAGCAUUUGUCUCGUAAAUUGCUGCAAUGUUUGAGAAGUGAAGGACAGAAAACAGAAACAGCAGUGAAAAUGGCUUCACUCCUCUCAUUCGUGCCGCUGGUCAACCGACUGGUGACCCCCCGCGAAGAGCCCAGGGCGAUCGACAUACCGCCCGUCGAGGUGCAAAGUGUCGAGGCCAACCCAGACAAGAGACCGCGUACGCUCAAGCAUCUACUUAGAGCAAACCACGUCAACCACUCCAUCAUCUAUCACAAUCUGCAGUUCGACAACCACAUGCCGCAUAUCCUGUGCUCUGCCUACCAUCUCGGCGCCGAGUCACACCAGCUCUACCGCAUCUACGACGAGGAGGCCAAGAGCCUCGAGCCAUGGAAAGAGUCGCCAUCCGAGAUUGCCGAGGAUGAUUGGCGGGACUUUUUGGGCGACAAGAGGUACCAGCGGGCCUAUGUAGAUUUCUUUGAAGAUGCCCUGGCCAUGAAGCAUGCGUACAACUGGAAGAAGGUGAUCGAUGAGUACAUGUUUAAAGGGGAUGAACCCCUGAUCAAUGGUCUCAUAGGCGGCCUUGGCCACCCCCUGAUCCACCUUGGCUAUGCCUACGAAUUCGACAGCCGCGAGAUCGCCAUGGAGGCCCUCGGACUAGCCGCUACGCAGUACAAUUUUCUGCACAAGUACCUUGACAACCCAUCUUACACCCGCCAGUCCUCCUUCUCCUCCGCUUCUUUCCUAGAACUCAUCAACAAGCUCGCCUCAGAUGACCGAUUUGACGGCCUCUUCAAAGAGCCCGGCUUCGCCAACAUCGAGCCCCUCUUCCAAAAGCACGAAUCGCUCGUCCUCGAGUAUUGGAACGCCUGGGACUUGCCUUCGUCCGAAAAUCCCGCCAAACUGUUCCGGGAGUCACAGGAAGCUGCGGUGGCGUUGCUCGUUGCGACGGUUCGCCCCGGAACGCACGCCUACAAUUUCUUUAUCGUUCACGUCCUGACAACGAGCCACGCGGUGCGGAUCUUGCUGCCGCUGCUGCCCGCCAAAUUUCACAUCAGCUUGGUCCGGCAGUGGUGGCUGCUUGCGCUGGCCGUGUACAUCGCUGAGCUGAGGCCCAAAAUCGAUCCAGAUUAUGUGCCCGGAGAUUUGAAGGGAAAGGGGUGGAGGCAUGUCGAGCAUCAGGCGCUCAACUCUGAAUGGGCCACGGAUGCGCAUUAUGUCAAGGCCAUUCGGGCCAUGAGGGAGGCGGCGAGGACCUGGGGAGAUGUUCAUAACAGGUAUCUUGCUGCUGCGGUGAGGUUUGCGGAUGACUUUGAGGGAUGGGUGCAUUGAAGGCGACGACCCGGGCUUGGGAACGGGACAAAAAUGGGACUAACCAAGGAUGUAACUGAGCAAGCUUCCUCAUAGGUGGCCAGAAUGAGAAGACGAUAUGCCAGGAGGACUGUUGAUAUCGCCGAAGAUGCGG
Messenger RNA from Parathielavia appendiculata, 1528 nucleotides. RefSeq lists its product as uncharacterized. NCBI's taxonomy places the organism in Eukaryota, Fungi, Ascomycota, Sordariomycetes, Sordariales, Chaetomiaceae. The transcript has 3 exons. The record is from RefSeq and is a predicted model, not a curated record. Gene Ontology annotation, molecular function: oxidoreductase activity. The coding region runs from base 157 to 1395 and encodes 412 amino acids.